Molecule: messenger RNA, 1412 nt
Organism: Acipenser ruthenus (sterlet)
Lineage: Eukaryota; Metazoa; Chordata; Actinopteri; Acipenseriformes; Acipenseridae
Product: serine palmitoyltransferase small subunit B-like
Exons: 3
Coding region: 451-693 (80 amino acids)
Biological process (GO): ceramide biosynthetic process; endoplasmic reticulum organization
Cellular component (GO): serine palmitoyltransferase complex
Molecular function (GO): serine C-palmitoyltransferase activity
Source: RefSeq, a predicted model, not a curated record
CUAUGGCUUAAUCCUAGUAUUGUUUUUUGUAUGUACUAUAUGUAAACAAAACAAACAAAAGAUCGUUUUUUAAAACGAGAAAGAGGUAUUAUGCCUGAUGCAUAGUAACCUAUGUUUGUCUUUUUUUAUUUGUUUUUAUUUUAUUAAGUCCCUUGAAACCAACAGAUCAAAGAAGCAGGUGAGAUUAUAAACAUGAGGCAAGGGGGUGUGGUAAGAGAAUAAAUACCUGACAAGCAGUGUCACUUUACAGAAACUCGCUGUGACUAGCUGGUGGUUCUCUUACAACAGUCUUAUUAGAGAACAACAAGUACAGCAGAAGAAACGGUUAAAAAGGGACUUCUUGGAUGCUUGCACUCCACUUGAAAGCAGAUAAAGGGUAAUUCCAGCUUCAGUUAAGCCACACGUUUUCCAGGUGCUGUACCCCCACCCUGCACACCUCACAGUAACAGCAUGGAUGUGAAAGGGCUAAAGGAAUACCUGGCCUGGCUCUACUAUCAGUACCUGCUUGUCACCUGCAGCUAUGUUUUAGAACCAUGGGAACAAUCCAUCUUCAAUACUGUACUAUUCACAAUGGUUACCAUGGUGGUUUACACAGCCUAUGUUUUUAUUCCCAUCCAGACACGCCUGGCACUUGAGUUCUUCUCAGGCUUAUUUGGAGGCCAGCAUGAAAGUACAGUUGCCUUCAUGAGCUGACAUUAGAACACUUAAAAAAAAAAAAAAAGGCAUGCAAAACAGACACGUAUGCUGCUGAUGGAAUAUUACCAAUGUUGAGAAAUGGUAUUUGCUUGCAGAGAAUGGCUCUCACCUGCCAGAUUUCCUUAUUGAAAUUGUGCAACUGUACAGUAGUAUCGGGGCAUGUUGGUUUCUAUUCUGAACCUCAGGCAUGACUGUGCACGAUUUGGAUUUGAAGUACUUACGCCUUAUACACCUGUACUCUUGGGUAUGCCAUGAUGAAUAUGCAGUAUAACAGUAUGCAACUUAGUGGUUAUUGAUUUAUAUAUAUAUAUAUAUAUAUACACACACACACACAACAUCCACCUACUCUUUAGAGCAGAGAAAAACAGACAAAGACUUGUUAUUGAUGUCAUACAAUGGAACUCAAAAUGCCUUGACAUUCACGGUAAAUAAAUACAUAUUUACACUUCUGUCUGUGCUAGAGCAUAGUGCUUUGCUUGAUCAGUAAACAAUCAGCCUUACUCAGCUACACUCUAUUUUGUUCAGUCUGCCCAGUAGGAAUUAUGAAGCAACCGAAAUGAAAUGCUUUGCCUACGAUUGGUUGUCUAAUGCUUCUGAAAGCAAACUGAAGAAUAAAGAAAGGAAAAUAAAACCAAGCCUUAUGCUGUAGUGCUGGAAUGUGUUUUGGAACGUUGCAAAAUCUUUAAAUAAAAUAAAAAGCUUUAAAGAAAAGUUGA